CCCAGUUGCAUUCCUUUUCCUGAUCAGCUGGGCAAGUCGUAGUGGGGGUUUAAUCCUGAAAGUAGGAGUAAGUAAGGUGGGCAUCGUGUCAUACUAUGUCCACUAAUAACAUGGCAGACCCACGGAGACAGAAUAAGAUUUUUCGCUACAAAGCCCCCAGCACAGAGUCGAACCCCACUAUGGAGGACCCUACACCAGACUACAUGAACCUGCUCGGCAUGAUCUUCAGCAUGUGUGGUCUGAUGCUCAAGCUGAAGUGGUGUGCGUGGAUUGCAGUGUACUGUUCAUUCAUCAGUUUUGCCAACUCGCGCAGCUCGGAAGACACCAAACAGAUGAUGAGCAGUUUCAUGUUGUCCAUCUCAGCCGUAGUAAUGUCAUACCUGCAGAACCCACAGCCCAUGUCUCCGCCCUGGUAGUCCUGGCUCCGGCCUUUAACACUGCCCGGGCCUCUGCAGCGACCACCAAACCAGAGAGGCGCAGAGACGGCCUGCCUGAGAACCAGGAAGCAGAGCAAGAUGGACCACUGACCCUCCAAGAUGCCGGGGAAAGGGGUCAGGCUAGUACAGGAAGUCAGAGUGGACUGGAGGGUUGUGAAGGUGCUGGCCCCCCUAGUGAGCGUUUUGUCUCCAAGGUUGGAUACACACGAUGGACUGCUCUGCUUCAUUUUAAACAUUUGUUUUGAUUUAUUACACUCACACGUCACAUAAUAUAAAAUAAAAAGCGAUUUUUUAACGUCAA
Messenger RNA from Sardina pilchardus (European sardine), 738 nucleotides. It is a transcript of the gene wdr83os, whose product is annotated as WD repeat domain 83 opposite strand. The coding region runs from base 96 to 416 and encodes 106 amino acids. Gene Ontology annotation, molecular function: protein folding chaperone. Gene Ontology annotation, biological process: protein insertion into ER membrane. The transcript has 4 exons. Lineage: Eukaryota; Metazoa; Chordata; Actinopteri; Clupeiformes; Clupeidae. The record is from RefSeq and is a predicted model, not a curated record. Gene Ontology annotation, cellular component: endoplasmic reticulum membrane.